CCACAGCACAUUGAAUUGGAGCUUGCUUGCAUUUACAGAGUUUAAGUCCAUUGUCACUGUGGUGGGAAGCAUGGUGGUAUGCAGGCAGGAAGAUAGACAUGGUGCUGAAGAAGAAGCUGAGAGUUCCACAACCAAAUCCCAAGACAGCAGAAAGAGAUUCCGGGUCUCUCUUGGGCUUUUGAAACCUCAAUGCCCACCUCAGUGACAUCCUCCAACAAGGCCACACCUACUUCAACAAGGCUACACCUCCUAAUCCCAGUCAAGUAGUGCCACACCCUACAAGCAAGUGUUCAAAUAUUUGAACCUAUGAGGGUCACUCCUAGUCAAACCACCACACUCUGUAAACACGCAAAGGCUCUUUUGUUGAAUGGGUCUAGCCUUCCCUCCUCUUAUAAGAGGUUACAUAAUGUGUGAUCAGUAGGCAUUACUAGUGUCUACACUCGAAGGAUGGCAUUUAUAGAGCUAAAAUAUUGGAAGUUUGACAACAUGGCAUAACGGAAAAGAAAAACAUUUUUAAAAGGUCAAACCAAUAUGUAAGUCCUAAGUCCACAAUCUCUAAAUAUAUUUUUGUGUUCCCUUGGUUUUUCUGUCUAUAAAUGGAAACUAUAAAGCCACCUUGGCAAUAUUAAUGGGAAUUGACUCUUGUGAAAUACUAACUGAAAUCUGACAUAGAGUACUUGAUUAUUUUUAAUAUUACUAUUACUUAUCCUUUUUUGUAAGAUAUUUCUGUGAAGGUGGAAAUGAUAUUAUGAACAAGGUUUUCUGAAAAGGACUGUACCUUUCAUUGAAACUCCUGCAAGAUUGGAUAAGAAUGUCAGUGACGUGGAGGGACCUGAAUGUUACACAUCCAGAGAUAGAUUGUUCUCGGGAAUUUUGUUUGUUUGCUUGUUUUCAAAACAGGUUUCACAGUGUAGCCCUGGCUGUCAUGGAACUAUCUCUGUAGACCAGGCUGGCCUCCAACUCACAGAGAUCCAUCUGCCUUUGCCUCCAGAACACUGGGAUUGAAGGUAUACACCAUCACUGUCCAGCUAACAUUAUUUUAUUUAAAGUUUUCUUGCCCCAGAGGCUUGCUUUUAUUCAAAUGGAGUUCACAUUAAAUAAGUACUUUUAUCUUGUUACUUUUUGAUGGCUUAAAUGGAUUUGUCUUACCAUAACAGUUUAUCUGAAAAACUUUAAAACUCAAUAGAUUUCAAUUAUGCUCAUCAGCUUAAAGAAGUAUGGGCAAUUAGUGAUAGUUUUCAAGAGGUACACAAUAUGGUCCUGGACCUUAAUUCAUAGUUUUUUGUGCUUGUUUUCUUUCUUUUUAGAAAAUCCUUCUUAGUGGCAACAAAAAUGUAUGCCUACAUCCUUGGGCCCUCAGACUUCCGAGUUUUAAAGACAGCAUGAAAAUAGCCAAGUUCUCUACCACUGAGCUACAAUCCUAGUUCUGAUUCCUUAAAGAGCCAAAGAAGCUGUCCCAAAUUAGAGAGAGCAUUCCAGUUUUCCCUUGGCGAUUUGGUGAAUCCUCUCUCAGGAAAUUUGUUUUGCUAGGCAGCAUUUGAAAGAAUGCUAGUCAGGAAAAAGUAUAGCAGGGAAGGAUCCUGUCUGCUUUCAAGGUAUCUAGUAGAUUUGAAGGGAACCUUGAAUAGAAGCUGCAUCUGGUGGUGAAAGAAAAGUGGAAGAAAUCUAUAUUUGUAGAGACGGGCUGGCUGGCUGAUUAGAAUUCCUGCACUGUGGAAACGCUGGGAUAGUGCAGGUCCGGAGGCUAAUUCUCUUAUCAUGGGCUAAGUCCUGGCUUUCCGGAGAGACAUUCCUUGCAAACAACUCUCCCCUGCCAUGUUGGAACUAACAUCUUGUGACAACAGAUAAAAAGAGACCUUUUAACAUUUAUUAACUCAGCAGGCAACUAGCUUCAACCAAUCUAAAAGAUGAGCUUGUUGAAAGGCCCCUCUGAUUUUGAUGUAUCUGCUUCUCUGAUGUACCCACCAGUGUAUUUUAAAAUUGCUUCCAUUUACAACUUUUAUUCUGUAAAACUACAAAAACAUGAUGAAACUCUUUCCACGCUGGAACAUGGAAUUUGAGGUAGCCUAAAGUCUGUGUUUCCUGGCCAAAGUCACUCAAAUGGCUCCAGAAUAAACCCUCCCCUAUUUCCUUUAAGAUGAAAACUACAAUUUUUACAUUAACAAACUUUUAAAAACAUUUUCUUGUUUAUGUGUGUGUUUCUAUCUGAGUGUAUGGCACAUGAGUGCAGGUACCAGUGAAUGACAAGUCAGGGUGUUGUAUCUCCUGCAGUGAUUGUGAACAGCAUGACACGGAUGUUGGGAGCCAAACUCUGAUCCGCUGGAAGAACAGUGUGUGCUCUCACGGCUGAACCAUCUCUCCAGACCCAUCAACACAGUUUUUUGAUUUACUGGUUUGUAUAAGAGUCUGAUCUGAUGUUUGUUUUCUUCACCUGUUUGUACCUCAUUUCCUGAAACAAGUGCAUGUGUCUAUACAUAACUAUCCCCCUCCACACACUUUAGGCUUCUCUUCUUUUUCCACACAUAGUUAAACUCAGCUACAAACCCCAGCUCUCCCUUUUGUUUUUAACAAGCUUCUCACACUUAGAACAUUCACACUAAGACAGGUGUUUAAAGUGCUGAACAAUAGAUCCAGGUGGACCACAUCAUCAUUUAAAAAUACUGUUUUAGGCUCUGCGGCAAAAGCUCACGCAUAUUGGUAAUGUAUUUAUCAUAAAGCCAACGUAACAACACAGGGUUUACUCCACAAAUAUGUGAGCGAGUGCAUUUGAUUUUUUUCUAGGAAUGUAUAAUCGUUCCCUCAUCAUCUGAAAUUUGAUCACAGGAGGCCAAGUGACAGCAAGAGCAAUAAAAGUUGAAACCACAAAUCCUAAACUCUAAACCCCUCUAAGAUGGUGGGUGCCCUUUGGGUUUCCACAGAACUAACAAAGAUUGUGGUCUUGAUAUCACAGAAGGUGUCAGUUUUAUUUAUUUUUUUCAAGUUUCACGGUGUGGGCCAAUCAUAUUUAUGAAAAAAGAUUAGAUAUCUGGAUAACAAGACCAGGAUGAACGUCCUUGAAUUUGUAGUACUUAAUCUGAAAAAAACGCACGUUUGUCAUUGUUCGUUUAAUCUUAUUCAUGCUACAACCAUGUGAAUAAAUAAAAUAGUACCAGCAAAACCACCAUCGAAAUUUUAAAAAAAGUGAAGUGAGGAGGAGGCCCAGGCUGGGCAACCACAGCAUGUGGCUGUAAUUCCAGUCAGCCCGGUCUAUACAGGAGACCAUGCCAAGAAGAAAGAGAGGACAGGACAGGGGACGGAAGGGAGUGAAUGAAUGAAUGAAUGAAUGAACGAACGAAUAGGUUUGGGACUAGGUAACUGCAAUUUGUAAAGAAGCCGAUGAGGUUCAAGGUGGUAUUUAGAGCUGCCUGGAAGUUCAGUGGCUCUGCCUGUUCGGAUGAGGUGUUAUCUUUCACAGAGCUUGUGAAGACACUGUGUCCUCUCCCUAGGCGAGCUUCCUCAGGCAGAUGACCUCCGCAGGGUUCCGGCCCCGGGUGAAGUGCAGAGGUGAAGAUGGGGGGCGGCGGCGUGAAGCAGCAGGGAGCAGAGGUGCAUUCCCGCCCGGCUAACAAAGGCUGCUGAGGACUCCCAGACCCAGGAAGGCCGCGCGGGGCCGAAGGGUUAACCCAGAGCCCCGCUCCCGCGCGCAUCCCGGCCCCCGCCCUCCCGUCGCUAGGAGACGCCGGAAGUGGGGGAGGGGCGGCGCGGGUGGGAAUCUUUUUCGGGCGCUGGGGGCGGGUGGAGGGGAGCGCGCGUGCGCGCGCCCGUCGCCGCGGUGACCGUCCUCGCGGCCCGUCGGCUCGCGCCCCGCCUCCAUUCCCCUCCGCCCCCUCCCUCGUCGCGCGCCGUAGGGUGUGUGUGGGGGGGUAGCCGCUCGCUCCUCCCGAUUCCCGCCGCGUCCGCCGCUGCUCCUCCUCUCCCGGGCGUCGCGGCCGCUGCCUCUGCGGGCUGUAUGAGGAGGAGUAGGAGGAGGAGGAGGAGGAAGAGAAGGAUGUGAAGAUGGCGGAGCUGCAGAUGCUGCUGGAAGAGGAAAUCCCGGGGGGCCGCCGGGCUCUCUUCGACAGCUACACGAAUCUGGAGCGGGUGGCCGACUACUGCGAGAAUAACUACAUCCAGUCACCAGAUAAGCAGCGAGCCCUAGAAGAAACCAAAGCCUACACCACUCAAUCCUUAGCAAGUGUUGCGUAUCUGAUAAACACCUUGGCCAACAAUGUCCUACAGAUGCUGGAUAUCCAGGCAUCACAGUUACGGAGGAUGGAGUCUUCAAUCAACCAUAUUUCACAAACAGUUGAUAUUCAUAAAGAGAAGGUUGCAAGAAGAGAAAUUGGUAUUUUGACCACCAAUAAAAACACUUCAAGGACCCAUAAGAUUAUUGCGCCAGCCAACCUUGAGCGGCCAGUUCGUUAUAUUCGAAAACCUAUUGACUACACAAUUUUAGAUGACAUUGGACAUGGAGUGAAGUGGUUGCUUAGAUUUAAGGUGAGUACCCAGAAUAUGAAAAUGGGUGGAUUGCCACGUACGACACCUCCAACUCAGAAGCCCCCAAGUCCCCCUAUGUCAGGGAAGGGGACACUUGGGCGGCACUCCCCCUAUCGAACACUGGAGCCAGUGCGUCCUCCAGUGGUACCAAAUGAUUACGUACCUAGCCCAACCCGUAAUAUGGCUCCCUCGCAGCAGAGCCCUGUGAGGACAGCUUCUGUGAAUCAAAGAAAUCGAACUUACAGCAGUGGGAGCAGUGGAGGAAGUCACCCAAGUAGUCGGAGCAGCAGUCGGGAGAACAGCGGAAGUGGUAGUGUGGGGGUACCCAUUGCUGUGCCUACUCCGUCUCCUCCAAGCGUCUUUCCAGCCCCUGCUGGCUCUGCUGGCACUCCUCCCCUUCCUGCUACUUCUGCAUCUGUCCCCACCCCUCUUGUUCCUGCUACUGUUCCCUCCUCCACUGCCCCAGACGCUGCUGCUGGGGGUGCACAGAGCCUUGCUGAUGGCUUCACUUCUCCAACUCCCCCUGUUAUUUCUUCUAACCCCCCCACAGGUCAUCCUGUUCAGUUCUACAGCAUGAACAGGCCUGCCUCUCGCCAUACACCACCUACAAUAGGGGGCUCGUUGCCCUAUAGACGUCCUCCUUCCAUAACGUCACAAACAAGCCUUCAGAAUCAGAUGAAUGGAGGUCCUUUUUAUAACCAGAAUCCAGUAUCUCUUGCUCCUCCUCCUCCUUCCAUCCUACAGGUAACUCCUCAGUUACCUUUAAUGGGAUUUGUGGCCAGAGUCCAAGAAAAUAUUUCAGAUACACCACCUCCACCCCCACCUGUGGAAGAGCCAGUCUUUGAUGAAUCCCCCCCUCCACCGCCUCCUCCAGAAGAUUAUGAAGAGGAGGAAGCAGCUGUGGUUGAGUACAGCGAUCCGUACGCUGAAGAGGACCCACCGUGGGCGCCAAGGGCUUACUUGGAAAAGGUUGUGGCAAUUUAUGAUUAUACAAAAGACAAGGAAGAUGAGCUGUCCUUUCAGGAAGGAGCCAUUAUAUAUGUCAUCAAGAAGAAUGACGAUGGUUGGUAUGAGGGAGUUAUGAAUGGUGUGACCGGGCUCUUCCCUGGGAACUAUGUUGAGUCCAUCAUGCAUUAUUCGGAGUAGAGCCCGGCACAGCUGUGCUUCUCUCAGGAGGUCAGGUCUUCCCAGAUUAGCUUGAGGCCCUGGGAAUUUCCUCCCAGUGAAAUGAAUGAAGCAUACAAAUGAUGAAGUUACUCCUUUUAUUACUGUUUUGGUUUAUCCCCUUGUAUCAAAAACUGAAAGCCAAGUCUGAACAAGUGGAUCUUCUUGCUGUCAUUUGCAUUAUGCUGUCUAGAUUGAAAAUGUGACCAUUUCUCAAUCAUGAAAGGCAUACCAACAUGAACAUGUAGCUAAAACAUGUAAGACCAAGACUGACUUGAGGAAAAAUAUCUGGGAUCUUUCUCAGGAAUACUGUACACCCUUGGAUUUCUCUUCCUGCAGAAUCUGUGACAUUGGAUGCUCAUUGCCUCUGCUUUGGGGCUAACCUCAUGGCCUGGUGGACACCCUUGCCCUUUACUUUCAGUAUAUGGAGAGGAAAGGAACCAGUGUUUAAAUACUUUAUUUAACUGCUUUUUGAUUGCUUAAGGCUGUUUUCCUUCUUUAACACUGUAAACCCUGUGUUCUCUUAGCACUGGAGUGCGCUAGGUGAGUUAACCUUGAACUCCCUUGCACCCUGUCCUGUUUGUAGAUUAUAAGGAUGACAAAAUGUGAAAGUCUCCAAAUAUUCCCAGGGUUGUUAACAGUUUGAUUUUAAUGCACUGUUGCAUGAGACUGCAUUGCUGAUAGCAGCCAGUGAAAGCAAUGUGAAAUGUGGUGUAGGUACUUCAUGUACUGAGGUGAGCUUGUUGGAUACGAAGGUUCCUAAGGAUCUCCAGCCUUAGGCUGUUUCAGAGCAGGAAGUCAGACCAGCUAUUACUGUUCUUUUGAUAUUCAACCCCCCCACCCCACCUUUAAUUUUUUAGCAGAGACUAGUGUUGUCAAGUCUCUUGACAGUCACUGGACUGGGAAUGAAAGGCUGCUACCAUGCUCUUGGACCAUUAUCAAUGGCAGUGUUAGCUGAUGCCAAGUCAUUUUCAAUCUCUCAGCUAUAGAAAAAUAAGUCUCCUCCUGAUCUGAAGUGAUUAGACUCUAAAGUGGCACUCCUAGUAAUAUUCUGAAUUUUGUGAUUCAGAGUGAAGAGUGUGCUGGAGAAGACUAAUAGAAUAAAAUACUUGCCCAGUCACACUGAGGAAAAUCAGUAGUAUGUAUUUGAAACUAUUGGCAUCUCCCUCAUCUACCGAAGAGGAAGUAAAGCUGUUGUAAUCCAGAUGCAGGCCUUGUACAUGCUGUCUGGUGAUGCUAGAAGAACAAGCGUUGUAGAUGUGAAGAAAAGCAGACUAUAAGGCACUGACACUCCACUGGUAGAUCCGCUAUCUGCACCUGAGGCUUCACUGUGCAACUCGGACCCAGACAGUGUUCUUCUCAAGACCUCUUUUGCUUUAAGGUUGUAGGUUUUGUUUGUUUCAGACAUGGUGUCUUCCUGCUCUAGCCUCUCAAAUACUAGGAUUGUAAGGAGGAGCCACUGUACCAGGAGCAGCAGGCUGUUUUGGUUUUAAUUUUAUUUUAAAACCACAUUGCACAUCAGCUAUCACGCUUUUAGAUGGUUUGUUUUUUUUGUUUUUUGUUUUUUUUUGUUUUUUUUUGGAUUUUUUGAGAUAGGCUUUCUCUGUAUAGCCCAGGCUGUCCUGGAACUCACUUUGUAGACCAGGCUGGCCUCAAACUCAGAAAUCCACCUGCCUCUGCCUGCCGAGUGCUGGGACUAAAGGCGUGCGCCACCACCGCCCGGCUCACACUUUUAGAGUUUUUUUAGAUGCUUUGGAUUCUUUAACUUGCUUCUAGCACACGUUCCACUUCAUGGAUUUGUUAGGUCAUCUUGACUGUCUUCAGAAUAUAUCCCUGAAGUCCUCUGAACCUUUAGUUCCAUUAUGGACCCAAGCAAGACUGUAUAUGAACGUUUAACUCUGAUUGUAUUGGUACAUGGAAACUUUUGAAAAAUAGUUGCACUAAUUAUUUAUUUAAGUAGCCUUUUGUUGAACAAGCUUAGUUGACUAAUAAGACGUUUGGAAACCCAGCAAACAACUAGCUUUUGUAGUCAUAGAAACAACUGGUGGUAGGCACCAGGAAUACAGUUUAUCUUCUGGACUCCUGCUGAGUUGGGGUUUGCAGAAAACACUUGUGAAAUCCUUUGUGCUGAAGACUUGCACUGGGGGUAAUCCAUGGGACAGAUGACUCCCUCCCCCUUGUAUUAUUGAGUACUAAUAGGGUUUAAAAACGAAACACAAAAUACUCUAUGUUGGCCUUUUCCCCCAAUCUUAAAUUUUUUCAAUUUUGGAUUCUAUGAAUUGUUUUGGAAGGAUACUCUGUAACAAUGAGCCAGGCCUACAGUAAUCGGAGACUUUUAAUGUAUGUAAUAUUUUAUAGAUUGCAUGCUGUUAAUACUGUGAGGUUAUUUCCUGUUUUAUUGUAAAUUUUCCCAUUUAUUUGCCCAUAAACUAAAAUAUGGUUGAUAUUAGGAAUUUUAAACAAAUGUUGAAACUUUGCUGACCAGAAUGCAACCACUUUACCAAGACACAGGUACUGAGGGCUCUGGUCUAUCCUGAAAUGUCUGAUUCUGUGCACAGUUCCUUUACCCUUAAAAAAAAAAAAAAGAAAAGACUGGACAUGUCUCUUUUUUUGCUGUUAAUAUUUGAAGGUCCAAGGAUCUGAGUGAAAAUACAUUCUUGUGUUUGAUCUUAUAGCCAAGGCAAAUUAGAAACAAAAAUAGUGCCAAUAUUUUGAAAUCUAGACCCAAGAUUUCAGCCUGCUGUGUUUGGAAUAAAUAUGAAUUUUUAAAGAUGUCUCCUACAGUAUUUUCCUUUUGGCUACUUCUGUCUUCCUGAGAGGUACUUGUCCUCAUCUAGGGAUUAGCACAGGACUGCUGAGUUUGCUAUUCUUAAGUCACUGGGUGACAAUUUUUACCCCCUCCUUUCCUUACCAGUACUACUGCUGUUUAUAUUGCCUGGCUAGAGACUGGUUUAUGCAUCUUUACAAAUGAUGUCUACCAUGUAGUUGCCUCGUUAACAGUUUUAUGUUGAUUAAAGAUGAUUCUUACGUGUGGGACAUCAAAAUGAUAGCUUGCUUUUAUCUUUCAGUUCUCAUUUUCUUUUAAGGUCACCUUUCUGCAGUACAGCUUGCUUUACUCUUUUCUCCUCAUGGAGAACAUGGUGUCUCCCGAAGGCCGCCUUUACGCCUGCAAAGGGCUUUGGUGGAAGAAAUGGUUGGUAGACUUCCAAAUCUUUGAAAUGAAUGGGAGCUGUUUACUUAUGAAUAGCUUUGGCCAGAAACUCCUCCCGAAGGUGACUUGAUGUUUCCCUAACACCAUUUACUUGGAAUCAGAAUUUUUGAACUAAUAAGCUUUAACAAUGUUUGUCCCGGUCUCACCUGAGUGAUGCUGUGUUUUAGAUAAGCAGCUAGUUAGUUCUUGACUCAGUGCUCGGUUCUCUCUCCACCGGACCAACUGUUGUAACUAAGCGUGCUGUACUUUUCUUUAGAAAUAGAGUUCUAUCUGUAUUCAGGAUUAUACUUGAAAAAAUAUGCCAUGUUCUGAUUAAUAACCAUCAAAGUAUUCAGAUUGCUUAAAGGAAUUCAAGUGCAACCUGCAUUCACCCCUUCUAAAACUUAAUUCAUAAAUACCUUUCUAUAAAGCUGUGUGUAGCAAGAAUGCAUUGUAUUUAGUUCUAUGCUGGCAGGAACAGAAUGGAGCACAACAAAGUACACAGCCUUACUUACGAGAGCCUUACAAAGUUACUAAAUGAAGACAUUGAGCUGGCUAUCUAAAUUUACUUUAUGCUCUUUGUUUUAUUGAGAAUCUCUAUUUAAAAAAAAUCAACAAAUGACAGGGCCUAGCUGUGUAAAUGACCUUGCAAAAUAUGUUAAUUUUUUUGUAAAAAAAGGAUUAUUUUCACAUUAAAGUGAAGCCUCUUUCGCAAGUUCAGAAAUCUAUGGGAAAGCAGUUUUUAAUCAUAUUUUAUGUCCUAUACCUUUUUUUCUUAAUAAAAUGGUUUACAAAAAGAAUGUAAACAAUUUAUGAUCUGGCAGUUACACUAAGGGUUCCCAGAGAGUUGGUGGUACUGAGUAAAAAACCAUUCAGGCAACUUGAGCAGACAACUGUUGUCAGUAACAUUCCUUGUGUGCGCCAUUAAGCACCUCCAGAUGAAUGAGGGACAGUCACUUAAUUUUUAAAUUGUAUUCGGAAUAAUUACUGCUGUGUACUAAGAACUUGACCCAAAUAAAAAUCACACGAAGUAUAUUGCAGUGUCUUGUAGAAUCAUUUAUAUAUUUACUACUUCUUUCUAAGGUGGUUCUAAGCAUUGAUGUACUGUUCAGUUACGUAACAUUUAAAAAAUUCAAAUACUGUUGGACUUCUUGCAAGUUUGGUCUCUGAAAUAUUUUGUUUUAAAGACAGCUUCUCAUUUUAGUUAUGAACACGGCUUUUUCCAGAUAUAACUAAAUUUUGUUAAGUGUAAAAUUUUCCAUCAUUGGAAUGGGGUUUUAAAACAAAGUGUGGGUUAAGAUUCCAGAAAAAAUGACUAUAGAAGUUCUCUAGUGAUUUGAGUGAUGUGCAGUUUAUCUCCAGAGUGAGGAUACUACAGUUCUUGCUGCCUUACAAGCCCAUUGUUCUUCAGUGCCUUUGUCACUUCCAUGACACAUAAUGUGGAAACUGGAAAACUCAACUAAAACACAUUUUAAAGAAAUGUUUUCAAGAAAAGGAUUUCUCUGUAAAUAAAAGGGUCUUUUUGUCAUGAGUAUUCUGGUGUCUAAAAAUAAAUGGGACUCCAGCCUUUUGUUUUUAUUAAUUAGGGUUUGGAUUCACACAUUGAGGUGUUGGAGAUUGGGAGGGUGCCAUCUGUUUCACUGUCCUGUCAUUCUGAGUCUACUGUGUACUUUUUUCAGAGCCAGGGUCAAACACUGACGACAGAUGGUGAAUAACUUUUUGUUUUAUUAUAGUUUGAUGGUAAAUGGUAAGGAAAUGUGUAACCUGAAACUAAGUGUAUCCAUUUGAUAUGGCAAUCCUAAUACAUAAUUGUAUUUCUAAA
Molecule: messenger RNA, 10691 nt
Organism: Mus musculus (house mouse)
Lineage: Eukaryota; Metazoa; Chordata; Mammalia; Rodentia; Muridae
Gene: Abi2
Product: abl interactor 2
Exons: 12
Coding region: 4036-5661 (541 amino acids)
Cellular component (GO): cytoskeleton; adherens junction; dendritic spine
Source: RefSeq, a predicted model, not a curated record